Molecule: messenger RNA, 2158 nt
Organism: Gaeumannomyces tritici R3-111a-1
Lineage: Eukaryota; Fungi; Ascomycota; Sordariomycetes; Magnaporthales; Magnaporthaceae
Exons: 2
Coding region: 65-1933 (622 amino acids)
Biological process (GO): protein phosphorylation
Molecular function (GO): ATP binding; protein kinase activity
Source: RefSeq, a predicted model, not a curated record
CAUGAUGUCCGUCUCUAGUUUUACAAAACACACUGGGAUCUGAAGGCAUCUCAACCACGACAGCAUGGAACCGGCAUCAGGACCAGCGUCCCUCCUCCACCAGGUCUUUCGGCUAUAUAUCCAUAUCUCCUCGGCGCGGAACUUUUCUGACUCAGCCGGUGCCCUAUCUGCGCUUAUAGCGACCGAAUACUUUCGCUUCGAAACUUGGGUGCAAGCCAGCGGGCUCGUCCACAAAGAUGCUGGAUCCGGGGAGCCCAUUUUGCCCGAGUACGCGCUGAGACGAUGCAUCCUGCUCGCUGCCAACGCCAACUGCGCGACGAAAGACUAUAAGGAGGUGGAAGAGAUAGUUCUGAGAAUCCUGACCCAGGUGUCCAUGUGCCUCCAGAAACUCAACAAGCUGAGGGGCAGGUAUGCCCUGGAUCUCACUUCUCCUGGCCCCUCGCCGCCCCCUGCUGGCGCGUCGGCGGCCGUCCCGCCACCACCUGUGUCAACUGGAGUGCCCAGUCUCGAUUCGUUCUUUUCCAGCUCGUGGGCCUCUUUAGCGCUGUCUCGGGAUGCUGCCAUCCGGCAGGAGCGAAGCCGGACCGUGAGCUUCUUCCGCAAGGUCAACUUCAGCUGGUCGUUUUCCGACGACACGAGUGACCGGCUGAAGAUCGAGCAGACACUGGCGACAUUGAAGAAUCUCAACGACUCCCUGGAAUCGAUCCUUCCACCGCCCUCUUCUCGAGUCGGCAACAACGGGAUUGAUCUGACUAGGAAGAUUAUUAACCUCAAGAUGCUGUCCAUGACGGCCCACCCGACUGAAUUGCGAGCCAUUGGGAGGACGACGGCAGCACAUGCCGGCAACGGUGGCGAGCUCUAUGAGCAGAUACGCAACGCCGCCACGCUCAAGGCGAUGCAAGAGGAAGGCGUUCCACAAUCAGACCUACAAAGCGUCGUUAUUGAGGAGAAGAUGCUGGUCACGUCUCCUGGUACGCCCUACACUCAGUGGCAGCACAAACACACACGCACCAUGUACCAGCUGCAAACGAACGGUCCAACCUCCACGGUUCUGGUAGAAGGGACGCAGUUUCCCGAUUCUCUGCCCGACGCCGAUAUACAGCUCCUCCACCAACGGAUCGCCACCCUCGCCUUCCUCCUCAAGCUCGCAGGACAGCCCUAUUUCAAGACGCUCCCUCACUGUCAUGGCUACGUCCGCCACAGCCACACCAAGUUCAGCCUCGUCUACAACCUUCCGGACUGGGCCGACCCAAGCCGCGAUCCAGUCCCGCUUUUCUCUCUCCUCCCAAACAACAACAAGCGCGACCUCGCCGCUUUCGGCAUGGGCAAGCGCAUCAGCCGCAGCACCCCCCUCCCCACCCUUGAGGAGCGCUACCGUCUUGCCCACGCAAUAGCCGACGCCGUCCUCUCGCUCCUCGGUGUCUCCUGGGUCCACAAGAGCAUCUGCAGCUGGAACGUCCUGCUCUUCCGGUCGUCGCAGGGCGGCGGCGCGAGCAAGACCGACUUUGCCCGGCCCGUCAUCACCGGCUUCGGCGUCUCGCGCCGCGAGAAGCUGUCCGAGGACACGGUCGACACGCGCGAUCGAGACUCGCCGCUCGGGCUGUGGCAGCACCCGGACCUGCGCCGCGACGCCCACACGCGGUUCCAGCAUAGGCACGACAUUCACGCGCUGGGGCUGGUGCUGUUCGAGAUCGCCAUGUGGCAGGACCUGCCCAGCUUCGACACGGGCGGGGACCUGCUGAGGCGUGUGCUGAACUGUUCGGAUUUCGUCGCGCACAGGAUGGGCACGACGUAUCGGGAUGCCAUGAUGGCGUGCUUGGAGGAUGAGUCCCGGUGGGAAGAGACGGGUGUUCAGGGACAGGAGGGGGGGAUGGCGUUGGUAUUCGCAGAGGAGGUCGUUGUUAGGCUGCUGCUUUGUGUUGAGGGUCUGUGAUUGUGAUUAUUUACAGACUGGAAAUGGAUGGGUGUGAUCUGACGCAUUGAGCCAUCACACCGUAACACUUAUCUCUCCGUCCACCCCCAUUGAUGCCCUCACGCACGUGUCGUCGUCCUCGUCCUCUGUGUCGUCGUCGUCGUCCCCCCCACUCACCACUACGGGCACAAGAAACCUCCUCCCAGCCUCCAUAUCCAUAGUUCCACUUUUCGCGAGAGCCUGAGC